GACCCCGAUUCCGUCCCCUCCAGCUCCGGCGCCCCCGACCCGGUCGCUGCCCUUCCCAUUUAAGCCGAUUAUGUGGUGCUCCGGCAAAUCCGGCGGCAUUAACAGCCGCCAUCGCUGUUGCGAUUGAGGAGUGCUUGGAGUGAUCCGCGUCUCCUCACCCGUUCCCGCGCGGAACGUUCUCCGGAUCCCCACCUCCGGCUCCAUCGCCUUCACCCCUUCCCAUGGCCGCGCUCUUCACCGGGAAGGUCCUGAUGGCCAACGGCGACGAAGACGAGGUGGAGACGGAGCGCGAGCUGAACCGGGCGCUGGAAAACAAGGUUGUACUUCUCUACUUCGCCUCAUCGCGGUGUCCGCGCUGCCGGCGGUUCUCCGCGCUCCUCAAGGAUUUCUUCUUACGGUUGACGGAUGAGUUUUACGUCGAGCGCUCCUCGCAGCUCGUCUUGGUUUACGUAUCCCGGGAUGAGACGGAGGAGCAGCAGCGGGAUUUCCUUCGGAGCAUGCCCAAGCGUUGGUUGGCCGUACCCUUCGGAGAUGCCUUCAAAAGGGAGCUGGAGCUGCGCUUUGCCGUAUCCGAGGUGCCGGUGGUGGUGGUGUUGAAGCCCAGCGGGGACGUAAUCGUCGGCAACGCCGUGGAGGAGAUCCAACGCGUGGGUCCCGCCUGCUUCCGGAACUGGCAAGAGGCCGCCGAGCUGGUAGACCGGAAUUUUCUCUUGGCCGAGGAUCCGGAGGAUUGGACCAGGAGAAGCAUCACCGAUCCCCUCCGCCGCCUCAAGUACAAAGUGGACAAGAAGAAGAACAAGGAACGGGAAGAGGAGAGUGAUGAAGUGUCUUAAGGGCUGCAGUGGCCGUUGAGGAACAUCUCAAGUUGACGCCUCUGGACCACCAACGUCCAUCGGUGCUGUAAAUACCCGCUAAAAUCCCGUUAGUUUUCCCAAAAGGUGAUUUGGUUUAAGGGAACUGUGAUCUCGUGGCUUUUCCCACCAUGGUUAAGACCAUGAAGAUAUUCCCACCUUGAUUGGACGCCGUUGGCUUUUGAACAGCCGAGAACCCAACGGUAUAAAGAUCCCACCACGACACUUUGGUUGUUGGUUUGAUGGGAAAGUGAGAAGUGAAGGAACCCGAUCCAACGGAAGGUGUCCCGGCCCGCGGACGGGGUUGGAACUGGAUGGGCUUUGAGGUCUAUUCCAACUCCAACCAUUCCAUGAUUCUAUGACAUCCUCCAGCGUUUGGGUUUGGGUUUCACUGAGAAGAACUGGAGAAGGGUUGGGAGGGACAAAGGGAGCUGAGGGACAGCAGCUCAGGACCAUCCCUGACGCAGGUGCUAAUCCCUUCCGUUCUUCUGUCCCGAGAGAGGGUUCCCUAGAGGGGUCCUGGGGGUCUUAGAGGGGUCUCGGGGGUCCCUGGUGGGAUUUCAGAGGGGUCCCAAGGGGUCCUGGAGGUCCCUAGAGGAGACCUGGGGGUCCUAGACUGGACCUGGGGGACCUUAGAGGGGUCUUAGGGGUCCUGAGGGCGUCCCUGAAAGGGUUCUGGGGGUCUUGAAGGGGUCUUGGGGG
Cuculus canorus (common cuckoo) is the source of this 1553-nucleotide messenger RNA. It is a transcript of the gene NXNL1, whose product is annotated as nucleoredoxin like 1. Gene Ontology annotation, biological process: photoreceptor cell maintenance. The coding region runs from base 222 to 833 and encodes 203 amino acids. Lineage: Eukaryota; Metazoa; Chordata; Aves; Cuculiformes; Cuculidae. The record is from RefSeq and is a predicted model, not a curated record. Gene Ontology annotation, cellular component: mitochondrion. The transcript is spliced from 2 exons.